This is a messenger RNA of Magnusiomyces paraingens, 1146 nucleotides long. RefSeq lists its product as uncharacterized. The record is from RefSeq and is a predicted model, not a curated record. NCBI's taxonomy places the organism in Eukaryota, Fungi, Ascomycota, Dipodascomycetes, Dipodascales, Dipodascaceae. The transcript has 3 exons. The coding region runs from base 1 to 1146 and encodes 381 amino acids.
AUGUUCUUCACUCGUGCUACUCUCAACUCCUUCACCCAGGCUAUCCGUGCCUCUAAGAUGGCUGCUCCUAAGCGCUCCAGCUCUAUGGUCUUGGCCUACAUUGCCUUUGGCACCGUUGCACCCUUUGCUCUCCCCAUCAAGGCUGCUGUUUCUGGUGAAUCCCAUGAAAGUUAUGCCGACAACACGACAAAUAGUCUUUCAUUUUCUAUUAUGAACAACGAAGAAAUGGAAACAACAAAUACCUCGUCCAAGGUGACGGCGGGUACGGCAUCCGCAAUGGUAAAAAGAAAUUCGGCAAUUAAAGAGCAGAUUAAAUGGAAUCAGGAAUUUUUCCUGAUGUUCGAUAACGAAAAGGUGUUAAAUAUGAAAAGAAAAAUGAUGGAGAGUUCUUACUACUUUGCUCUUUUUGACCAGCCGGACCCAACGGUGAACUAUGUAUUUUCGGAGGAGGAUGGGGAGAGUUUCGAGAUAAUGGUACUCAACAAUAAGAAUUUCAAGUUCAAGAGCUCAUACAAGGAAAACUUCUCAGAAUGGGUAAUGGAGAUUCACAGUGUUAUGAGACUAUACAUUGAGUAUAGAGUAAGCAAGGAACAAUAUUAUGAGUUUGUCUGGAAAGUGGCCAAGACUUCAGUGGACGAAUGGUGUAUCAUUAAAGCUUUGGCAAAGACACCUCAAAUGCUGAUUACGUGCUGCCGGGAAGUACUAUACGUCCUGGAUAAAAGGGCAGAUGAUUUUAAGAAAUUGAUGAGAAACACUGGGAACGGUGGGGACAAAGACAACAGACAGUUUACGAGAUUGAGGGCGAACUGGAUAGGAGACAGAAGAUUGGAAGAUUACGACUUCACAAGAAGUUUCAUGGAGUUUCUCUACGAAUUGGACAAAGGUACCAGAGACAAAGUGGUGGAUCGCGUCUACGAUUUGGUUGAUCUUGACACUAAACUACUAACAAGAGAAGUACGUCGCAUAGGGUUCACUCUGGACUCUCCAGGUAGAGAGGCUUUGAAAAAGAGACUAGAGGGCAUCAUGGAUGCCACCAUGGCGGAGCAGGGAGCACGCCAAGGGUCGUUGAGGGACCGAAUGAAUCAGGAAAAUCGACGUAGCAGGAAGCCAAAGAAGUUGAAACGAAGUUAUCAAGAAAUGGAAUAG